AUGUCCUAUCUUUCGACAUCCCAGAUACAAACUAAGAUCGAGGAACUUGAUAUACAACACAUCCAAAAGUUUACCAAGCGGGCAGAAUUGGAUAUUCCCGCACGUAAACCGAAUUUAUGGAAAGUUAACAUUCCUGAAAGCGAGAAACGUGAGAUAAAUGUAGGAAUCAUCAUCAACGAAAAGUUUGGAGGUCAGAAAUUGGACAGCGACCUAAAACCAUUGGACAAUACUUUACAGAACAACCCCUUAGUGAGCACAUUCACAUUAAUGUGCAGCUGCCCGUCACCAUUGCAGGUGUUUCGCGAGGGAUUACGCAAGGUACUGUAUUUUCCGUUAAAUAAUUUAUCUAUUGAUCAGAAAAAAAUCUCUAACAAAGUUUUAAAUUCUCAUCAAUCAAACAAAGCUUUAUAUCCUCAUCGAACUAUAGAAGAAGUAUUAAGAAACGCUACAAAUCACAUAUAUGGAGAAACUAUUAAUGCAUCCGAAAUUCCUGUUAUUAAUUGUAAUCCUUCGUUCAUUUUGCAUGCAUUACCGGACUUUUCGGUCUCUGACAAUAAUGGAUAUGGAGGCUAUAUCCAAGAAGAAUCGCUUUCCGUGCUAUUUGACAAGAUCUGUUCUUUAUUUGAGCUAUUUUGUAAAACUUAUGGAAUUUACUUAUCAUUAAAUGUUGGACACGAUUCUAAAAACUUGGGUUCUAUCCUCGAUUUGAAUCAAUACUUUACCAACGACCCUGAAAAUAACACCGUUAUGGCACCUAAAUUCAUUCGUGCAAUACUUAUUGCCCGAUUAUUCAUUUUAACCAAUUUAUUAGAGUUUCAUAAAAAUCAUGAAUCUCAUGAUCGCAAUUUUACACCAAAGCAAUGGCUUCUAAUGCAACUCUUGCCAAUACAAAUUAGUGGAGAAAACUUCUGGAUUCAAUUUUCGUGGAUUAAAUCUGAAAGAUCAGAAUAA
This is a messenger RNA of Funneliformis geosporum, 951 nucleotides long. The record is from the annotation of a GenBank genome assembly. NCBI's taxonomy places the organism in Eukaryota, Fungi, Glomeromycota, Glomeromycetes, Glomerales, Glomeraceae.